GACUGCAACCUGCCCGUAGUGUAGUAGACUUGUGGGGGAGAGAGACUUCGCGGCUAACUAGCUAAUUAGCCAGAUGGGAGGAUCUGAGUAAUCCAGAUGUAGCCAGCUGGUUAUUUGAACACCUACAGUUAGUGAUCUACCUAUCUACCUUGGUAAAGGCCAGCGUGGCGAUUGACAUUCGUGGGGCGCCAGUGAGUGCCUUGUUUGGGAGUACAACUGUCAGUGGUCGCAUCCAGACUGACUGAAGUGUGGUACUACAGACCGGGACCCGAAUGUGAUGCUGAAGACAGCGGGCCUCGGCGGGAUAACUGUUUGAUUAGCUAUAUAACAGCACGGUCGUGUCAAGCAAGAAAACGUAGCCUAUCUAGUCUAAGAAAACAAACCGUGGAUUAGUCGUUUUCGCUGUGCAUAAUCAGUGCAAAAUCAUCUCCGCUCAAGACUGUCGCACACUUCCCGAACGUGAUGGCAGAUGACCUGUGUGGAGCUCUGGAGAAGCUGAAGCUGGCGUCUGCCGAGAGCGGCGUGGACAGCAUGGAGGGCUGCCUGGACUGCCUGCUCAAAGCCCUGGCCCACAACAAUGCAGAGACCAGUGAAAAGAUCCAGGAGUCGGGGGUCCUCUCCCUGUUCCCCGGCCUGCUGACCCCCCAGACUGCCUGCACGCCCAAAGUAGCCAACAUCAUAGCCGAGGUUGCCAAAAACGAGUUCAUGCGGAACCCCUGCGUGGGGGCCGGCCUGGUCCCGCCCCUGGUGCAGCUGCUGAACUGCAAGGACCAGGAGGUCCUGCUGCAGACGGGCCGUGCCCUGGGCAACAUCUGCUACGACAGCCACUCUUUACAAGCACAGCUGAUCAACAUGGGUGUGAUUCCCACUCUGGUGAAGCUGCUUGGCGUCCACUCCCAGAACACUGCGCUGACAGAGAUGUGUCUAAUCGCCUUUGGAAAUCUGGCAGAGCUGGAGUCCAGCAAGGAGCAGUUUGCCUCCACCAACGUGGCCGAGGAGCUGGUCAGCCUGUUCCGCAAGCAGGUGGAGCACGAGAAGAAGGAGGUGAUCUUCGAGGUGCUCGCUCCACUGGCAGAGAACGACACCAUCAAGCUGCAGCUGGUGGAGGCGGGGCUGGUGGACUGUCUGCUGGACGUGGUGGACGAGACGGUGAAUGGGGAGCGGGAGGAGGACGUGGCCGAGCUGAAGACCGCGUCCGACCUCAUGGUGCUGCUGCUGCUGGGAGACGAAUCGAUGCAGAAGCUGUUUGAAGGGGGCCAGGGCAGCGUGUUCCAGAGGGUUCUCUCCUGGGUGCCCUCCAACAACCACCAGCUGCAGCUGGCAGGGGCGCUGGCCAUCGCCAACUUCGCCCGCAACGAUGGGAACUGCAUCCACAUGGUGGACACGGGCAUCGUGCAGAAGCUGCUGGACCUGCUGGAGAGGCACGUGGAGGAGGGCAACGUCACGGUGCAGCACGCUGCCCUCAGCGCCCUCAGGAACCUGGCCAUCCCUGUGGUGAACAAGUGGAAGAUGCUGUCGGCCGGGGUGACGGACGUGGUGCUGAAGUUCCUGCCGUCGGAGAUGCCGCCGGUGCAGUUUAAGCUGCUGGGGACACUGCGGAUGCUGAUCGACACUCAGGCGGAAGCGGCCGACCAGCUGGGCACCAACAUGAAGCUGGUGGAGCGGCUGGUGGAGUGGUGCGAGGCCAAGGACCACGCCGGGGUGAUGGGGGAGUCCAACCGCCUGCUCUCCGCCCUCAUCCGGCACAGCAAGUCCAAGGACGUCAUCCGGACGAUCAUCCAGGCGGGCGGGGUCAAGCACCUGGUCACCAUGGCGACGAGCGAGCACGUGAUCAUGCAGAAUGAGGCCCUGGUGGCUCUGGGACUUAUUGCGGCUCUGGACCUGGACUCUGCGGAGAAGGACUUUGAGGGGGCCACCCUGGUGCAGGUUCUCCACAAGCUGCUGUCGGACGAGCAGAGCGCCCCGGAGAUAAAGUACAACUCCAUGAUCCUCAUCUGCACUGUUCUUGGAUCAGAGCUGCUUCACAAGGAGGUGCAGUCCCUGAUGUUCCUGGAUGUGGUUGCCAAGCUGCGGUCGCAUGAGAACAAGACGGUCGCGCACCAGGCGUCGCUGACGGAGCAGCGGUUAACCGUACAGAGCUAAAGGACUCUCAGCCCCUCCUACCCCCACCCCUCUCCUCCUCGAACCCCUUCCUCAGCCCCCUCCGUUACAGGACGUCCCGUUAGGGGUCUUUCUACCGUCCGUGCAUGCAUACACAGCCCCUGCAGCCACUGUCCCCUAGGGGGCGCCGCAGGCAACCCCUCCCGAAUAGAGAGCGUACGCGUCCUUUUUCCAGACCGCAGCUGUGAUAGGAUCCGCCGAAGCAGUCCAUCGCACAUUCAUUGAGUGUCCCGCGUGUCCGGUGUCGCUUCAAACCCCAGCGUAGCUUCAGACAUGUGCAUGUUCUGGUCCGGUCGGUGGUGUAACAGUGUUCAGCCUUCACGUGCUCGAAAGCGAGCGUGCGUUAGCAUGCUUCCGCCCCUCCAUUCACCAUUUUUAUCUACGUAGA
This is a messenger RNA of Megalops cyprinoides (Indo-Pacific tarpon), 2548 nucleotides long. Its product is annotated as rap1 GTPase-GDP dissociation stimulator 1-like. The transcript has 14 exons. The coding region runs from base 463 to 2142 and encodes 559 amino acids. NCBI's taxonomy places the organism in Eukaryota, Metazoa, Chordata, Actinopteri, Elopiformes, Megalopidae. The record is from RefSeq and is a predicted model, not a curated record. Gene Ontology annotation, cellular component: cytosol. Gene Ontology annotation, molecular function: protein binding; guanyl-nucleotide exchange factor activity. Gene Ontology annotation, biological process: positive regulation of GTPase activity.